Molecule: messenger RNA, 3600 nt
Organism: Sardina pilchardus (European sardine)
Lineage: Eukaryota; Metazoa; Chordata; Actinopteri; Clupeiformes; Clupeidae
Product: muellerian-inhibiting factor-like
Exons: 9
Coding region: 979-2901 (640 amino acids)
Biological process (GO): gonad development
Molecular function (GO): growth factor activity
Source: RefSeq, a predicted model, not a curated record
GACAAGGGGCCGUCGUCUCCCGGUAAAAAUCUCAAGUUCACGUUGACAUAUGAAGCCAGUUUAGUCAGCUGGGAGAUUUACGGUGAAAUACUGCGGGUGGACGGCUAGAAAGGGUAAAAUACAGGACUCCCCCGGCCAAAAAUGGAGACGGGUCGUGUCAAGCUAAACAAGAUGAAUGAACUGCUCUAAGGUAAAUUCUCGUAAAUACGUUCAGUUGUGUCAAGCAAAACUUAAUGAAUAAACGGCUCGGAGGUCAUUCUCGUAAAUACGUUCAGCGGUUUAAAGAGAAAUAAGACGAAUAAACGGCUCUGAGGUCAAUUCUCCGAGGUGGCUUUAAAAUUUCGCGGCAUGCGUCGGUCAUUGUGUUCGCGUCACAUGUAAACAUCCGGGGUCAAAGGACAGGCAAAAUGGCUGCCCAGUACGUCCGAAUUGUAUGCCUACUACUCGCUCGCAUACAUAAAUAACGUACUAAAUUGACGGUUGAGUAGUACGUUCUAAACGAAGCUAGUAUGUACUGACUAUUCGGAUGCAGCCCAGGUCUAUAUAUACAGUCUAUGUGGCGAACAUUUCGCGGUUGCGCCGCGGUGGCGUAUGGGAUGCAUAAAGAGUGAGGCCACUUGUACGUUGCUGCCAAUGCUGUAUCAUUGUAAACAUCGUAAAACAUUGCUAACUCGCUGUUUCUAACACUGUUUUUCACACAUCAUGGGACGAACCUGUUGUGUUGUUGGAUGUCACGUCCGUGCCUACGAUCGUCAGCAAGGACCUUGACAUCUGUUGUCACCCGGCACCCACUGGAAACAGAGGAGAGACCUUGAGAUUCUGCACAACAGAAAAGCAGCUGUCUUCCCUCUGGUCAGGAACACAGAGCUCCCGCUCUGGGGAACCCGAAGAAGCCUUCGGCUGAUAUAAAGCCAGUCUUUCUCUCGGGGUCCAUCCAGACAACAGGAACUUACGAAAGCAGGUCAAAACACCUUUGACAUGUGGCUGUCCCUGCUCCUGCUUCUGCCACUGGGUCUUGCCCCCAUUAGCACCACUCCCCUGGAAGAAAGCGAAGACGGCACCUUAAAGCCUCCCAGACAGGAAGUGGGUCAGAAGCCCAGGUCGGAGCACCCCGUGCCAGAUCAGUCGUCUGCUAUGCCUGCUGCUCUCGGCGAGCAUGUGGGGCUUUUGGGAGCUGGGGUGUUGAGAACAGAUGCUGAUGAUGCCCGUGGUCAGGGAGGAAGUAGAGGAAGUCAGGUGGAUGUCCUGAAAUCAAGCCUCAGCCAAGAUGAUGCUCAAAAGGGACAGGACUUGUUCACGCAGCCUCCAUUGAUCAACAGAAGGCCCGUCCCCUCCCUGCACAGUGGGGAAUCUGGGAAAGCUCCAUGUUUUGCUGCCAUUGCUGGAGGUUUAGGUAAUGGACUGAAAGAAGCCCUGUCUGCCCUGCAAGAUGGCUGGAGCAGGGAGAGUGAGUUGGGUAGAGACACCUUGACUCGGUUUGGGAUUUGCACUGGGAGUGAUGGCUCAGCUGAGGCAGGGCUCUCGUCUCUGGCCACACUGCUUGCAGACAGAGAUGGUGACAGUGUGGGCCCUUGGGCAACACAUCUGGAUAAAGAACUCUGGGUUCCUGGAGAGGAAACAGGAAGCGUUUCUUUGACCUUUGAAGUUCCUCCGGCCUUUGAAGAGAGGACACACCUCAGCACAGUGGCUCCCACGAUGCUGUUGUUCUUUGUUGCCUCCAAAAGAACAGAGAUCCUUGAAGUUACUUUCAGGAGCGAUAUGCUCUUUCCCAACAAACAGACUGCAUGCCUUUCGGUGGAAACUCAAUUCAUCGUGCUGACCAGAAGAGUCCCUGAAACAGUGAGUCCUAGACUGCAGACCAUACGAAUCACUGUUGAGUUGAAGCAGCCAAACAGCGGGCCAAAUCUGUCUUUGUCUGAAGUCCAAAACGUGCUAAUGAGACGUGGUAAAGAAGAAGAUGCCCUGAAGAGACCUCUGCUGGUCUUUCUUCCAAACAAGUCACCACAUGAGGAUAAGCCUGGGGGCAUUACCUCCAUUGAUCACAGAGCCCCAUCUCCAGUGCCGCCACCUUCCAGAACAUACCAGUUCUUGUGUGAGCUCCAGAGGUUCCUCAGUGACGUUCUCCCCAAGAAGCAGGCGCUGUCCUCACCUGACGGACGUGCCGUGACUCUCCCGCUGGCCUUGCUGAGCUCUAUGCCACCCCUGACCCUGGGCGAGUCCUCCAGUGAGGGCCUCCUGCUGGGGUUACUGAACUCCUCAACGCCUACCCUCUUCUCCUUUCCCCAGUGGAGCUCCGAUCUGCUCGGCCACCGCGUGGGGCUCUCUCUCCAGGCACCGCUGCUGUCCAUGCUUCGGGAGGGGCUGAAUGACGCGUGGGCCCAGUUUCGGCGCGAUGAGCUGGGAGCUGGGCAUUUGACUGACAGACUACAGAGGCUAAGUGAUCUUAGCGCCUUGCCAGCUGAAGGGGUGGAUCAAUCAGGUGAUGGGGAGUCCGGUGAGGUCCAGUACUGUGCCCUGCUGUUGCUCAAGGCCUUGCAGACUGUCCUGCGGGCCUGGGAGGCUGAGCGAUCACAGAGGUCAACUCGCGGAGCGGGUGAGGAGAAUCCAGGGAAGCACAACCCCUGUCGCCUGCAGAGCUUGACCAUCUCCGAGGCCUUCCGUCUGGAGCCUUCUGUGGCCACCAUCAACAACUGUCAGGGCGAGUGUGGCUUCCCUUUGCCCAAGGGCAACAAUCAUGCCAUCCUGAUUAACAGCAUGGUGCAAAAGGGGGGUUGGACUGGCCGCACCCCCUGCUGCGUGCCCAUAGAGUAUGGAGACCUGGUGGUCCUAGAGCUGGACAAGGAUGGCACCACCUUCUCUGUCAAGACAAAUAUGGUGGCCAAGGAAUGUGGCUGCCGCUGAACUCAUUCAAACUGAUGUUUGUGUUUCCGACCACAGACCACUAACAUGACAGUGCACAAAUAUACAGACUUGUGCAUGCUUUUUUUUCUUCUCACUACCAUUCUCACUACUGUAGUAGAAAUUUUGGAUUACUAACAAAUCGUAUGUGUUAGAAGUAAAUACUAAUUAACAUUUAUUACAUAGCUGAUUUAACAUUACAUUUUCAUAUAUUAUUUUUAUGCUUUUCUAUACAUUCAAUACUGUGCCUCAACUUUGCUUUGUCUGUCGUUUGCUCUCUCCAUGUCAUGACUUUCUAAUAAAGGUCAUGCGACCCCCUUUGUCACGAGCUAAGGGUAUUCUGCCUGAGGCAGUAAUAUUAGGAAGACCCUGACAGAGAACAUGCUACGACCAGAGAAUGCUGAGGGAUAUAUAUGUAUUAUAUUGACCUAUUAUCUUACUUACUUGGAUUGCCCACAUGACUUGCGUAUGGUGUGUGGAUCACAUGCUAUGUCCAAGAAGUGUUCAUGUAUUGUUGUAUUUUUGCAUGUAUGUGGAGUUUUGGGAAAGACCAUUGUACCCAUGUGAUUUCUAUUACCACAAUGUAACUAACCAUGUAUAAGAUGGGCCUUGCCCUAGAGAUCUUCGAACAGUGUUAUCAGAGCUAUGAUGUGGCUAGUGACCUGUUCCCGGUAUCGUCAAUAAACCUGCAGUGUUUUCUCA